Molecule: messenger RNA, 1557 nt
Organism: Penicillium cosmopolitanum
Lineage: Eukaryota; Fungi; Ascomycota; Eurotiomycetes; Eurotiales; Aspergillaceae
Product: MCT family MFS transporter
Exons: 2
Coding region: 1-1557 (518 amino acids)
Biological process (GO): transmembrane transport
Cellular component (GO): fungal-type vacuole membrane
Molecular function (GO): transmembrane transporter activity
Source: RefSeq, a predicted model, not a curated record
AUGUCCACUUUUUCGGGCCUCACCACCACAACAUCUAAUGCAUCGGGUCGCCAUCAACAUGGUAUUGACCCUACUCUCGACCACACGGUCGUGUCUGAAAUCCACGAGACAGAGGACCAGGUGACCGGACCCGAUCUGGAAAAGACUGGUACGCAUGUCUCCGAUUUUGAAAAGCAGGAACAAACCCACAACCCCAACCAGGAUGCCGAAUAUGAGCCAGCUACCACCAACAAGUCAGACAAUAGCGAUGAGCUCUAUCGCACGGCUUCUACGGUAGCCCCUUCACACCGCUCCGUUCGUAUGGACCCCAUGAGCCGGGUCACGACUGACGCGGAGGGAAACACUUACCCAGAGGGUGGGCUUGAAGCAUGGCUGGUGGUGCUCGGGAGUUUCUUGGGUCUUUUUGGCUCCCUGGGACUCGUCAACACCAUCGGUACUUUCCAGGCCUACAUCGAGAAUAACCAGCUGAAAGACUAUAGCUCCGGUAACAUCGGGUGGAUCUUUGGCAUGUAUGCCUUCUUGACCUUCUUCUGCGGUGUUCAGAUCGGCCCCAUCUUCGAUGCCCGCGGGCCACGUUUUCUUGUCCUGGCAGGCUCCAUUUGUGAGAUGGCAAUGAUGAUCCUCCUGGGAUUUUGUACCAAGUACUGGCAUUUCAUGCUUGUGAUCGGUGUUCUGGGCGGAGUGGGCGCGUCUUUGAUAUUCACCCCAGCCAUCUCAGCAAUCGGUCAUUUCUUCUUUGAAAAACGUGGAGUCGCAACUGGUAUUGCUGCUACCGGUGGCUCGAUUGGAGGAAUUGCCUUUCCCCUCAUUCUGGAAAGCCUUUUUCCCAAGAUUGGAUGGGCCUGGGCAACCCGUGUGAUUGCCCUGAUAUGCCUAAUCGCUUUUGGAUUCGCAAACCUACUCAUCAAAUCUCGCCUACCACAACGGCCUUUCUCUAGAGAAAAUAUCCUUCCGGAUUUCAAGAUUUUCCGCGAGCCUCGAUUUGCAUUGACUACCGCUAGCGUGUUCUUUAUUGAGUGGGGUCUCUUCGUGCCUAUCAGUUACAUCUCCUCUUACGCUCUGGAUCAUGGCUUCUCCACGAAACUUUCAUACCAGAUGGUAGCCAUUUUGAACGUUGGCUCGUUCUUCGGAAGAUGGCUUCCAGGAUUCUUUGCUGAUUUCCUUGGCCGAUUCAACACUUUGAUCGCAACUGUGGCUCUCUGCUUGCUAUGCAAUGCAUGCCUCUGGCUUCCUGCCGGGAACAGUCUGGCAUUGCUCAUCGUAUAUGCCGUCCUCUUCGGCUUCUCCAGUGGAAGUAACAUCAGUUUGACGCCCGUCUGCGUCGGUCAACUGUGCAAGACCGAAAACUACGGUCGUUAUUACGCAACCGCAUACACGAUUGUAAGCUUUGGCACCCUGACCGGUAUCCCCAUCGCCGGAGAAAUCCUAUCGCGCUGCAACGGUGAAUACUGGGGCCUCAUUGCUUUCACUACAGUGUGCUAUGCGGCUGGUCUCGCUUGCUGUACCGCCGUAAAGGUCAUACAGGUCGGCUGGCGUCGUCCUCUCGCUAUUUACUAG